Microtus ochrogaster (prairie vole) is the source of this 4247-nucleotide messenger RNA. It is a transcript of the gene Nt5e, whose product is annotated as 5'-nucleotidase ecto. Gene Ontology annotation, cellular component: plasma membrane. The record is from RefSeq and is a predicted model, not a curated record. Lineage: Eukaryota; Metazoa; Chordata; Mammalia; Rodentia; Cricetidae. Gene Ontology annotation, biological process: AMP catabolic process. Gene Ontology annotation, molecular function: metal ion binding; 5'-nucleotidase activity; nucleotide binding.
CACACACACCCCACAGCAUAUACUCAAAAUCUCAAAAGUUUGGACAGAGAGGAAAGAAGACUGGAAAAGCACAGGGCAGCAACGCGCUUAACUGUCAAGUGUUUAGACCCUAAGAUCCGCAUUAGCUUUCAGAGCUGGCCAUGAACCAACACCGCAGGGGUUUUAUCGCUAAGGUUUUCGCUGUGGGUAAAAGCUUGCUUGACUUCUGAGAUUCCAGAUCUGAGCAACGUGGAGCAGUUGCCUCCUCAAACCUCGCUCUGUCCUGGUCCCACCGCGGUAACUGCGGAGCGCUCCUCCCGGGUGAGCUCUGGACUCCUCUCUCUCCCACCCCGUCUCUCUUCUCUUUCGGCAGCUAGCCAGCCACAGCGCCACACAAGCAGUACACUCUUUUAGAGAAAUCGGUGUCCUCAGGAGGUGAAGAUCGGUGAGUCGUCUCCUGCAGCUGCUAACGCCGCCGGGUCUACGGAACCCCGGCUCCCGAAGGUGCCCGCUCACCGCGCAAACAACCUCCUCUCUGUUCCUGCCGGCUGCGUGUGCGAGGCCAGUUGCUCCAGGGUGCCUGGGGUGCCAGGGUCGGGUCGGGUGACUCCCGGAGUGCGCCUGCCAGCAGGAGGGCCUUGGGCUGGAGGAGGCGCGUCCGGCCCCGCCUCUCCCUAUUCCUCCCCGCAGCCUAGGAGGCCGGGGUAGCCGGAGCUCGUCGGGCCCGGGGCCAGUCCACCAACUCAAGGCGUUCUAGACAGCCAUGCAUCCGGCGGCUGCUCCGGCAGCCGCUCCGCCGCCCAGGUGGCUACUCAUAGCCCUAAGCGCGCUGCUGUUGCUGUGGCCGGCAGCCAGAGCCUGGGAGCUCACGAUCCUGCACACCAACGACGUUCACAGCCGGCUGGAGCAGACCAGCGAGGACUCCACCAAGUGCCUCAACGCCAGUCAGUGCGUGGGCGGCGUGGCGAGGCUCUACACCAAGGUGCAGCAGAUCCGCAAGGAGGAACCCAACGUGCUGCUACUGGAUGCCGGCGACCAGUACCAAGGCACCAUCUGGUUCACCGUUUACAAAGGUCUUGAAGUGUCACACUUCAUGAACACCCUGCGCUAUGAUGCCAUGGCACUGGGAAACCAUGAAUUUGAUAACGGUGUGGAAGGACUGAUUGAUCCCCUCCUCAGAAGGGCCAAAUUUCCAAUUCUGAGCGCAAACAUUAAGGCAAAGGGGUCACUAGAACCCCAGAUAGCCGGAUUGUAUUUGCCAUAUCGAAUUCUUCCUGUCGGUGGUGAGAAAGUGGGGAUUGUUGGCUAUACUUCUAAGGAAACCCCCUUCCUCUCAAAUCCAGGGACAAAUUUGGUCUUUGAAGAUGAAAUCACCGCAUUGCAACCUGAAGUAGAUAAGCUAAAAACUCUAAAUGUGAGCAAAAUCAUUGCACUUGGACACUCUGGUUUUGAAAUGGAUAAACUCAUUGCUCAGAAAGUGAAAGGCGUGGACGUCGUGGUGGGAGGACACUCCAACACCUUUCUUUACACAGGAACUCCACCUUCCAAAGAAACUCCUGCUGGGAACUACCCAUUCAUAGUGACCUCCGAUGAUGGCCGGAAGGUUCCCGUGGUCCAGGCCUACGCUUUUGGCAAAUACCUAGGCUAUCUGAAGGUGGAGUUUGAUAACAAAGGAAAUGUCAUCAGUUCACACGGAAACCCCAUUCUUCUGAACAGCGGCAUCCCUGAAGAUCCAGUCAUCAAAGCUGACAUUAACCACUGGAGGGUAAAGUUAGAUAAUUAUUCUACCCAGGAACUAGGGCGAACAAUCGUCUACCUGGAUGGUUCCACUCAGACAUGCCGGUUCAGAGAAUGCAACAUGGGCAACCUGAUCUGUGAUGCUAUGAUUAACAACAACCUCAGACACCCGGAUGAAAUGUUCUGGAACCAUGUGUCCAUGUGCAUUUUAAAUGGAGGUGGCAUCCGGUCCCCCAUUGAAGAGAAGAACAAUGGCACAAUCACCUGGGAGAACCUGGCUGCUGUGCUGCCCUUUGGAGGAACAUUUGACCUGGUCCAAAUAAAAGGUUCCACCCUGAAGAAGGCUUUUGAACACAGCGUGCAUCGCUACGGCCAGUCCACUGGGGAGUUCCUGCAAGUGGGUGGAAUCCAUGUGGUGUAUGAUCUUACCCGAAAACCCUGGGACAGAGUGGUACAAUUAGAUGUUCUUUGCACCAUGUGUCGAGUGCCCAGUUAUGAGCCUCUGAAAUUGGAUAAAGUGUAUAAAGUGAUCCUCCCGAGCUACCUGGUCAAUGGUGGAGAUGGAUUCCAGAUGAUAAAAGAUGAAUUAUUAAAGCAUGACUCUGGUGACCAAGAUAUCAGCGUGGUUUCUGAAUAUAUCUCAAAAAUGAAAGUAGUUUACCCGGCAGUUGAAGGGCGGAUCAAGUUCUCUGCAGGAAGCCUUUACCAGGGAAGCUUUCCUUUAGUACUUCUUUCGUUUUGCGCAGCAAUCCUUGCUUUGUACCAGUAACGGAAAGCUCCUUGUCCUUGAUAUCAAACUACAUUUUUCUUCCAGUGAUAUUCAAAUCUGGCUCUUACCAUCCUCAAGGCUCCUAGCUGACCCUCAGCACUUUGCUAGGAAGAGACUAUAACUAUGGCAUCACUUGUCAAGGCCAGCAACUCAGUGAGCAGAUAGAAAGUCAAAGUGAAGCAACUGGGUCCUUUUUGGGAGUGGGGGAAGAAAACAACUAGAUGUAAUUUACAUAUCCACAUAACGCAUUGUGUUAUCUUUGAACCACAAAAAUAAUUCUCCACUUUCUAUUUAUUUAUAAUCCAUCAAACAACUGAUGUUUACAUAGAACUUUGUCAUUGCCAGCUGUGGUGGCCCAUGCCUGUAGUCACAGCACUUGGGAGGGAGAAGAGGAUGGGGCUGCCAAGUUCCAGGCCAGCCUAACCUCCACAGAGUUUCAGGCCAGUCAGUUAGGAGGCAAGGCUCUCACAAACAGAAAACAUUAUAAUUUACAUGGAGAUUUUUGUAGAUAAGCAAAUGUUGUUUCCUUUGAUAUGUAAGCAGGAAGGGUUGGUGCAUUCAAGGCUAUGUAUCCCCCAAAUGAUGUAUCUAAAACCUGUACCUAGGUCUUUUGACCUCAAAGUCAAUACUCUCUCCUACAUCAAGACUCCUCUCUUCCUGGCAAUGGCCCCAGAUGACAAAUCUCUGGUUUAUUUCUGCCCGCCACACUAUCCUUUCUUUCGGGUUCCUAUUGUCUACAAAUUUUGAAAGACUGGACACUGGACAGGAUCCUGUCUCACAACACCAAUGUGCCUUUGACAAGUCACUGUAUAAAGCAAGUAACAGGUUAGUUCAGGGACUGUAAAAGGCAGUCAGUCAAGGGGUAGGAGAGAAAGGGAGGGGAGGACAUGAGCAGGACUGGUGCAUUACAGAAGAGAGGAUGGGCAUUUGGAUGUGUUUCAUAAACACUGACAACGGAGCAGAAGCCCUGCCUCUCUCUCCUUCCUUCUUCCUCACUUGGAGGUGUCAUGAGAGAACUUUCUAAAACAAACUGUAAUUUUAAACCUGAACCCAUCUUGCCCAAGAUGCCAAUACAGCUCUCAUUCCAGUCAUACCAAGUACACCAUGGAAAACUCCAGCAUUCUGGAAGGCAACAGUGAUCUUAAGAAGUGGUACAAACAUUUGAAGUCACUGAGACCCAAACCCCAAGCAACCACUAUAUGGCACACUCAAGUCCAGAUACAAGAGUACCAACAGUGAGCCCUAAGGGAUGCCAAAGAGAUACCCAGACUGAUGAAAUAAUCUAUGCCCACAGAACACCUGACUAAGAUGGUCCUGUGACCAAGUGAGUAUGGCCAGCAAUGCAUCAGUAAUCAAGAAACGGGAGCCUUCGCUUAACCACGAAACAACAGCUAGAUGUUUGGACAGGAAACGUUUCCUAGUGUUUACAAAUAAGUACUUUUGACACAAAACAUUUUAAAAUUUCAGUCCUUUUAUGAAGUCUGUUGCAAUAAAACAUUGUCUUCAGCUCUGUGAAUGUACAAGUUAUAAACAGAAAUGUCAAAAAGUAUGUAAAAAAUAAAGGUGCAUUUGAGGUAUAUGUUUAUGUUUGGCCAGUAAAUGAGGAAAAAUCUUAUUACAGCAUAAUUUUUUAAGUAAUAUUUUGUAAUUUUUCUGAAUAUGUGUGUGUGUGUAUAUAUAUAUUUAUAUAUAUACAUAUAUAUGUUUUGUGCCACAGUGUUGAGAAACGACUUGAACUACUUAUUAUAAACUCCAAACAAUA